Messenger RNA from Penicillium alfredii, 1731 nucleotides. Its product is annotated as CwfJ domain protein. Gene Ontology annotation, biological process: mRNA splicing, via spliceosome. Gene Ontology annotation, cellular component: post-mRNA release spliceosomal complex. Lineage: Eukaryota; Fungi; Ascomycota; Eurotiomycetes; Eurotiales; Aspergillaceae. Gene Ontology annotation, molecular function: RNA lariat debranching enzyme activator activity. Bases 1 to 1731 code for a protein of 576 amino acids. The record is from RefSeq and is a predicted model, not a curated record. The transcript has 2 exons.
AUGGCUUCCAAGAUUAUUGUUCUUGGGAGCGUGGACUGCCAGCUGCGCGCAGUGUUCACCAAGCUCGCCAAGCUACACGUGAAGCAGAAUUUUGCUUUCGCCAUCAUCGUCGGGGAUCUGUUCGGGGACUGCUCCACAGAGAAUCAGUUAGAUGAGAUCUCCGCACUCUUGCAGGGGAACAUCAACGUGCCACUUCCCACGUAUUUCACUAUCGGCAAUCGGCCCCUUCCCACUCGGGUCAUCGAAAAAAUCGAGGCCAAUGAUGAAGUCUGCCCAAACCUGUACUUCCUCGGGAAACGGGGCACCCUCAAGACUUCAGAAGGGAUCCGGAUUGCCGCGCUGGGUGGUCGACUUGAAGAAACUCACACCAAGCCUGAGACCAAUGUUGGUGGCAGGUUCCAGACAACAUACAGCGACUCCGAUGCGCGCGCACUCUUCGGAACCCACAGUGCCGAUAUCCUGAUCACCAAUCAGUGGCCCAAGGGCAUCCGUACAGGAUCCAACGCGGCUGUUCCCGAGGACGAAAGCGCAUUGACAACUGAGGUGCAGUGUGUCGCCGACGUUUGCUCGACACUGAGACCUCGUUACCACUUCUCCUCAUCAAACAGCUUCUUUUACGAGCGAGCGCCCUUUUUCCACCUGCCAACAGAGGACUACCCAGACGUUAAGCCACUGACCCGGUUUAUCUCCAUGGCGUCUUAUGAGUCAAAACAAAAAGCCAUGUACGCCUUUUCGCUGGACGUGAAAGCGGCGCCGCCGCUCACCCUCCCGGCCGGCGCAACGGCGUCCCCAUUCUCUGCAGUACAAGUCAAGCGCAAGCAUCUCCCCAGCCAAAACGAGUCUUUCCAGCGUUUCUCCAGGACCAACGAAGGUCACCACCCGCGUCCACCCAAACGAGCCCGCGCGCCACCACCAGGCCCAGAUCAAUGCUUUUUCUGUCUCUCCAACCCCAACAUCGCCACGCACCUCAUCACCUCCAUCGGAAACGAAGCCUACCUCACGACAGCAAAAGGGCCCCUGCCCCCAGAAAAGUUCUUUCCUUCACUUGGAUUCCCGGGCCACAUGCUCAUCAUCCCAUUCGAGCACACGCCCACCCUGAAUAUGAUAUCCGACCCAGGGUCCCGCUCCUCCACCUGCACCGAAAUGCAACGGUACCGUGACUCGCUGCACCAGAUGGUCAGCGAGCGCUCCGCCGGCAAGCUGGGCGCCGUGACUUGGGAAGUCAGCCGCGCCAGCGGCAUCCACACGCACUGGCAAUUUCUGCCCGUGCCCGUCGACCUGGUCCAGAGUCAGCUGGUCGACGCCGCCUUCAAGGUCGAGGCCGAGAACCUGCAGUACCCCAAAUUCACAACUGCGUCCUCCGGCAGAGACUCAGGCAGCGAGCCGGGCGACUUCUUCCGCGUCUGGAUCUGGGCGCCGUCGAGUGCCGCCCCGUCGUCUUCGUCUGAGGAUCCUCACACCCAACAACAACCCCAACAACCGUCAUCUACCCCUACUGAUGGCAAACCCUCCUCGUCUCCUCCUGCUGGCGAAGAGAAAAUCCUCAUACUUGAACUGACGCCUGAUUUCCGCUUCGAUCUCCAGUUCGGCCGCCGCGUCAUGGCUAAGCUGCUUGAGCUGGAUCAGCGCAUGAGCUGGAAGGAUGCUACGCAGACCGUGGCGGAAGAAGAGGCCGAUGCGAACGCGUUCAAGGAGGCGUUUAAGAAGUAUGAUUUUACCUUGGAGGAAUGA